UUUCCUCCGGGCAGCCGCGGCUCAGUGACGCGCGGUGCAGCAGCAGCAGCGGCAGCAGCAGCUUCAUCUUCAGCCUCCUCUUCGGCUCCAUCAUGGCUCUCAACGUCCCCGGCGUGGCGGUGAUGGUGUUCUUCUACCUGCUGGUGCUCGGCAUCGGCAUCUGGGCCUCGGUCAAGUCCAAGCGCGAGGCGAAGAAGGGCCGCGGCGACAAGACGGAGAUGGCGCUGCUGGGCAACCGGGGCAUCAACCUGACGGUGGGCAUCUUCACCAUGACAGCCACAUGGGUCGGAGGAGGAUUCAUCGUUGGCACGGCGGAGGCGGUGUACAACCCGUCCAUGGGGCUGAUCUGGGCCGUGAUGCCGGUCACAGCCACCAUGUGCUUCAUCAUUGGCGGCCUCUUCUUCGCCGAGCCGAUGAGGGACAACAAGUACGUGACCAUGAUGGAUCCUUUCCAGAUCAAGUACGGAAAAGUGCCGACGGCCGCUCUGUCGCUGGCGGCUCUCGUAUCGGAGAUUAUGUGGGUCACAGGAACACUCAUUGGCUUAGGUGUAACCAUGAGUGUGAUCCUGGACCUGUCCUACACCGUGAGCAUCUGGAUCUCGGCGGCGGUGGCCAUCACCUACACUCUGAUGGGCGGCCUCUACUCGGUGGCCUACACCGACAUCAUCCAGCUCAUCCUCAUCUUCAUCAGUCUGUGGCUGUGUGUCCCGUUCGCCCUGACGAGCCCGGCGGUGGCCGACAUCACGGAGACGGCGUUCAACUACACCUUCCAGACGCCGUGGCUCGGCUCUCUGGAGGCGAACAGAGCCUGGAGGUGGAUCGACAACUUCCUGCUGCUGGGUUUGGGAAACCUGGGUCUCCAGAACUUCCACCAGAGGACGCUGUCCGCCGCCUCCUCAACCACGGCCAAGAUCACCUGCUACGCCGCCGCCUUCAUCGUUCCCACGCUGGGCAUCCCGCCCAUUCUCCUCGGAGCGGUCGCCGCGUCCACAAACUGGAACCUGACAUCGUACGGAUCGCCGUCGCCGUACGACCGCGGGGAGACGGGCCUCGUCCUGCCCCUCGUCCUGCAGCACCUCACCCCCACCUACAUCUCCAUCAUCGGCAUCGGGGCGGUGGCGGCAGCCGUGAUGUCGUCCACUGACUCGGCGUUGCUGUCGGCGGCCUCGAUCUUCACCGCCAACAUUUACAAGAACAUCCUGAGGACGCAGGCAUCGGAGCAGGAGAUCCAGUGGGUGAUCCGGGCCUCGGUGGUGGCGGUGGGCCUGGCCGGCACCUCGCUCACCUUCCUGGACAACAGCGUGCUGAUGAUCUGGCUGCUGCGCUCCGACCUCACCUACACGCUCAUGCUGCCGCAGCUCGUCUGCGUCCUCUUCUUCAGCGUGUCCAACGGCUACGGCGCGGUGCUGGGCUGCGUGGUCGGUGUGCUGCUGCGGGUGCUGUGCGGCGAGCCGCUGCUCGGGAUACCGGCCGUGAUCCACUUCCCAGGAUGCACUCUGGUGGACGGCGUGUACGUGCAGCAGUCGCCGAUCAGAACCAUCUGCAUGCUGUCCGCCGUGGUGGCCAUCUUGUUGUUCUCCUACCUGGCGUCGCAGCUCUUCGGCCGAGGCCUGAUCCCCGAGAAGUGGGACAUUUUUAAUGUGAACGCGCAACAAGAGACACAAGAUGGCGCCAAAUCGGACAUAAAGGACGAGAAGCCGCUGGAACCGAACGAGAACACCGAGGCGAGUGAGCCGAUGUUAGAGUCGACGUGUUGAGAGGGGAGAUACAUUUUUAAUCUGGUUUAAGAACAAACUGGUCGUAGAACAGAACGAUUUUAUUUUGUAGAUUUUUUUUUAUAGGAAAAAACAACAUUACGCCUUCGCUCUUUGUCGGAGGAGUUCAACUCGUUCUCUGCAAUUUUAUGCAGCGGUGAAACUUUCAAGCGUUGACGGAUCGUACGACAACAGACCCGGAGUUAAAGCCCCGCCCCCUUCCAAUCCUCGUCUCCUCGAGAUUCUUCUGCACAACAGAAGUCAAAAACUACAAAAUAUUAAUAGUUUUAAUCAGAACUGGACACCAUGAAAAACAUGUGGUGCAGGUAGUGAGAGCUUCUCCACUUUUAUUUAAAUAACUUUGCUCAUUUUUAAUUCACAGUCACCGAAGUCGUAGUGAAAAAGUGAAAAAUAAACCGAACCACAUAAAAACACCAGGUUCAACCAGGUUUUGGCAGAUAUUAUUGAUUAUUAAUAAAAGUAUGGCUGAGACUCCGGGGGAACAUGUGAUAAUCCGUCCAGGCUUUGGAUCGUCAUUGGUCAUUUUGUCUUUGAAUGUACGACAUUCUUCUUUUGGUCUGAUGCUGCGUUCGCAAACAAAAGCGAAGCCAAAUGUUUUUCCUGUUGCGUAACUCGCCUUGGCUUUUCACAAAACAUUGCAUCAGGCAAAUAAUUCGCUCAAAAGUUCAAAUAUUUCUACUCAAGUGAGUAAUGCAGAAUUCGUAUCGCAGCGAACGCAAAGCAAAUUUUCCGCCUGAGGAGAUUACGUACAAGAGUUCGCUUGGGUUGAAACAUUUGACUCAAAGAGAAUAUUCGCGCAAUGCGAUGUUGCGAAAUUACAAUUAGAAAUAAGAUUCUCCAUCCGUGUUCGACAGAACGGGCGGGUUAUUGGCAGAUUUUGUUCGCUCUGACGUCACCUGCACCCUCAAAUAUUUGCGUGACGCGAUGAUUAAAUCGGGUGAUUAAAUCUUGUCAAUAUGCAACAUAGCGAGUAACGUGACACAAAAACUCGCUUCGCGCUUGGUGCGAACGCAACACGAGAGACAUGGUUUUAUCGCAAUGUAAAGACAGUAAAGUCUGUUUAUUUAUCGAAAACCAAGGCAACCGCCAGAGGUUUGGUUGAAACUGCCAUCACGCUGCUCAACUGCCAAAUGAAUAAACACAGAGAAACACGAUGAAUGGACAAUGUUGCUGAUUGGACGAUGUUGUACUCAGGGCCGAGCAGAACAGAUUAUACGGAACCAAAGAGGCUCCGGUGGCCAGAAACUCCUGAAUAUAAUCUGUUAAAUUCUAAAUAAACCUCACCUUUCUUUUACACACACAUAUGAAUGUUUUUAUGGUCUUGAGGGAUUGUUUCCUUUUUUUUCUUCGUGGGCUGCAGUUUGUGUUUCAUGUGUAUAAUUUUUCAUAAAUGUUUUUAUGACAGAGAUCAAUAUCAUUAUGAAUAUACUCCUGUAUAUAGCGCUUUGAGAUUGCUUUUAGCAAUGAAAAGUGCUCUAUAAAUGAAAUUUAUUAUUAUCGUUAUGUACAACUGGCGACCACCAACCACAUGUCGUGAAUAUUAAAAGGACGUUCUGUGAGAAACAA
Messenger RNA from Scophthalmus maximus (turbot), 3341 nucleotides. Its product is annotated as high-affinity choline transporter 1. NCBI's taxonomy places the organism in Eukaryota, Metazoa, Chordata, Actinopteri, Pleuronectiformes, Scophthalmidae. Gene Ontology annotation, biological process: acetylcholine biosynthetic process; choline transport; transmembrane transport. The record is from RefSeq and is a predicted model, not a curated record. The transcript has 8 exons. Bases 93 to 1757 code for a protein of 554 amino acids. Gene Ontology annotation, molecular function: choline:sodium symporter activity. Gene Ontology annotation, cellular component: plasma membrane.